Podarcis lilfordi (Lilford's wall lizard) is the source of this 9689-nucleotide messenger RNA. NCBI's taxonomy places the organism in Eukaryota, Metazoa, Chordata, Lepidosauria, Squamata, Lacertidae. The record is from the annotation of a GenBank genome assembly.
AUGCUGCUAAUCUUCAACUUUUUCAUGAUUCUCCUGCAAAUACUGAUCAUUUCCUUUGCCCUGCUGAUCACUUGGGCCAUUUACUGUGAUCUCUCCAAGUCUGAGAUUCCUCCUGGCAUUGACCAGCCUAUGAAGCUUCGCAUUCUUAACUGGCUCUUGAUCCUUGCAUCAUUCCUGGUAAGUUUUUCGUGUGUUUUUUAACGAUGGAACCUUUUGUUUUUAAAUUGCCUCUGUGAUUAGGAAUAUAGCAAGCUGCCUUAGAAUCACAGAAUUGUAGAGCUGGAAGGGACCCCAAGGGCCAUCUAGUCCACCCCCCUGCAAUGCAGGAAUAGUGAGUCAGACCAUUGGACUAUUUUGCUCAGUAUGCUCCACAUUGACUGGAAGGGUCUCUUCCAGGUUUCAGGCAGGAAUCUUUCUCAGCCCUACCUGGAAGCGCCAGGGAUUGAACUUGGGACUUGCACACAAGGGUGAUGCUUUAACACUAAGCUAUAGUCUGACUCAAGCUCGCAUCCAUUAGGAUAUCAGGGUUGCAUGUUAUAUGGAACAGGAAUGGACCUUUAAAGCCCUAAAAGGCCUCGGUCCAGUAUAUCUGAAGAAGCGUCUCCACCCCAUCGUUCUACCUGGACACUGAGGUCCAGCACUGAGGGCCUUCUGGCGGUUCCCUCACUGCGAGAAGCCAAGUUACAGGGAACCAGGCAGAGGGCCUUCUCGGUAGUGACGCCCGCCCUGUGGAACACCCUCCCACCAGAUGUCAACUACCAGACUUUUAGAAGACAUCUGAAGGCAGCCCUGUUUAGGGAAGCUUUUAAUGUUUGAUGUGUUACAGUAUUUUAAUAUAUUUUUUUGGAAGCCGCCCAGAGUGGCUGGGGAAGCCCAGCCAGAUGGGUGGGGUAUAAAUAAUAAAUUAUUAUUAUAUAUGAUGAUGAUGAUGAUGAUGAUGAUGAUGCUGGACUCCAGCUCCCACGAGAGCCAGCAGAGAACAUGGGCACUGAAGCCCAACAACAGCUGGAGGUCUCAAGCCCCCCCAUCCCUAAUACACGACAACUCUUUUAACUUCUUGCAAGUCAGUUUGGAAAGAGAGAUGGUUUGGUAUGAAGCAGUCUAUGUCUAUAGAAUACCCAUAGCCCAGUAGCUCAACAACUGCUUUGCAUGCAGAAGGUCCACAAAUUCAAUCCCAACCAUCUCCAGGUCAGGUUGGACUGGGCUUGGGAAUGUCCCCUGCCUGGAAAGCCACCACCAAUCAGUGUAGAUACUGAUGAGCCAGAUAGACCAGUGGUCUGACUUAGUAUAACAGAGCUUCCUGUUUUCAGAUGGAAUUAAAUACGAUAGGAAGGGGAAGUAUGUAGGCUGAAUGAAAGAAAUAUGUAAAUACAGUUGUGCAUGCGAUCUUCCCUGGCAUAAUCUUGAAACUCAUCGUAGAGUAUUUGUGCUGCACGAAGAAGGUCCCAGAUUCAUACCCCAGCUUCUCCCACGGCCAAAGCAGGUGCAGGCAAGAGUGAACUAGGUGGACUCCACAAAAGCAGCAUCCCAUGUGUCAAUAGGAGGUCAUAAAAAUUGUGUGGCGCAGAGAAAGCGGAUAGGGGAAAGAUUUCUCCCCUUCUCUCAUAAGACUAGAACUCAUGGACCUCCAAGAAAGCUGAAUGUUAGGAGAUUCUGGACAAAUAAAGGAAAGCACUUCUUCACGCAGUGUAUAGUUAAGCUAUGAUACUGUCUCCCACGGGAGGCAGUGAUGGCUACCAACUUGGACGGCUUUAGAAUAAGAUUAGACAGAUUCAUGGAGGAUAAGGCUGUCACUGGCUACUAGCCACAGUGUCUGUGUUCUGCCUCCAUGGCCAGAGGCAGUAAUGCUUCUGAGUACCAGUUUCUGGAAACCACAGGAGGGGAGGAUGCUCUUGAAUGCUCCUGUGUGUUCAAGUUUCCUUCAGGUCCACCAUGGUGAGGCCAAGGUGCCGGACUAGAUGGGCUCUUCUUAUGUAUGCCUGUUGACCAUGUGGCUUUCUGGGCUCCAUCAAGGGGGAAAAGGGUAACGUAUGAGUUCAAAGAAUCCAUCCUUCCUGAUUAUACCCCAGCACAAAGGACCAUGGCAGGGACUGUGGAGCAGAUGGAAGGUUUGGUUCAGAAAGAAGCUACGGAGGAAACGGCAGCCCUAGCAAGGACUGCAGUGGGCAGUCUUGCUUUCCUAGGAUGAUGGUUCCCUUGAGCCAGAAGGAGAACUACUGAUGAAAGAGGUAGUGGUGGCAGGAAGAGAGCAUGGCUGGAGAGCUGGAAGGUUGGAGAGGCUACGGCCGAAGGGGUGCUACAAAGGCCAGCCCUGUUCCAUAUAUAGUGGUACCUCGGGUUACAGACGCUUCAGGUUACAGACUCUGCUAACCCGGAAGUAGUACCUCAGGUUAAGAACUUUGCUUCAGGAUGAGAACAAAAAUCGCGCAGCGGCAGCAGGAGGCCCCAUUAGCUAAAGUGGUACCUCAGGUUAAGAAGAGUUUCAGGUUAAGAACGGACCUUCAGAAUGAAUUAAGUUCUUAACCAGAGGUACCACUGUAGAGAAGCCAACUAGACUCAACAGCCUCGGUCCUGAAGGAGCAUCUCCACCCCCAUCGUUCAGCCCGGACACUGAGAUCCAGCACCGAGGGCCUUCUGGCGGUUCCCUCAUUGCGAGAAGUGAGGUUACAGGGAACCAGACAGAGGGCCUUCUCAGUAGUGGCGCCCGCCCUGUGGAGCACCCUCCCUUCAGAUGUGAAGGAAAUAAGCAGCUAUCCUAUCUUUAAAAGACAUCUGAAGGCAGCCCUGUUCAGGGAAGUUUUUAAUAUUUAAUGCUGUAUUGUUUUUAACACUCGAUUGGAAGCUGCCCAGAGUGGCUGGGGAAACUCAGGAUGGGCUUGGUAUAAAUAAUAAAUUAUUAUUAUUAUUAUUAUUAUUAUUAUUAUUAUUAUUAUUAUUAUAUAACAGGGACGUGGCAGUGUCCUCCAUGGGACUUGGGGGCCACCCCCAAACACAGCACUCUUUGGAGCAAUAGUAGAUUAUGGUUCACAUUGUGUUUUUGCGUCUUCCCUGCUUCUUCAGUCGUGUUCUUGUGGGUGCUUUCAGGAACUACAGCCCCAGGAGAUAUAAGACUUUCACCAAAGUACUGACCAGCACAAACAGAGCUUCCAGUGCAGCACAGUCUAAACAAACCCAGUUUAAACAUAGGGGGGCAGUGUGUGUCCACACACCAGAAGUAAGGGAAAGGUCAAUAUCACAGGGUGCCAUGCACCAGAGCAGAGUAACUAGACUCGGGAAAUAAGACAGAGAUCCGUGUUGCUUCCAGAACCAGGAAGGCAUUAUAUACCCUGGCCUCCUGACAGGAGGAACACAAGAAGAGCCUGCUGGAACAGGCCAAUGGUCUAGCAUCCUGUACACCCAGAUGCCUGUGGGAAACCAGCAAGUGGCAUUCGAGCACAAGAGCCUCUGCCCUUCUUUCACUUCCCAGCAAUUGGUAUUCAGAAGCUUUGCUGCCUCCAACUGUGGCAGCAGAGCAUAGCCGUUGACAGAUUUAUCCUCCAUGAAUUUGUCUCAUCCUCUUUGAGAGCCACCCACGGCUGCUGGCAGUGAAGGAGUAUCAGGUAGGCCUGAGGCCUGGGCGAUGUACUGAUGUAUGAAGGGCAGGCCGUGAAGGCUGCUUCACCGGGCGGUAUAUUACAGGUGAAACCGCCUCCGCUCCUGGGUCCCUCUGCUACCAGUGUCACUUUCAACACCAGGCCACUGGUAGCAGAGGGACUCAGGAGCAGUGGCUGCUUCACCCGAAAGUUACGGUCGGGUGAAGCCACCAUCGUUCUGCCCCUCACACCGCAGAGGGAGGAGCAAGCUGUAUCGCCAGGCUGAUACAGCUUGUUCCUUCCUCUGCUGUUUUAAACUGCUCUCACCUGCCAGCUAAGCAAGCCCUGUGUGGUGUAGUGGUUAAGAGCAGUAGACUCGUAAUCUGGUGAACCGGGUUCGCAACUCCGCUCCUUCACAUGCAGCUGCUGGGUGACCUUGGGCUAGUCACACUUCUCUGAAGUCUCUCAGCCCCACUCACCUCACAGAGUGUUUGCUGUGGGGGAGGAAGGGAAAGGAGAAUGUUAGCCACUUUGAGACUCCUUCAGGUAGUGAUAAUGUUGGCUAUCAAAGCCAAACUCUUCUUCUUCUGAUGCCUCGUAUGCAAGCUGGAGAGGCAUGGGGCAUGCUCAGUUGGGGGGCGAAACCAGUUUCAUGCUCAGCUGGGGGGCAGGAGCCUUCCCUCUCCCUAGCUGAGCCUCAGAAAGAAGUCCCGAGGUCCCUGCGGGGGACUCGCUUAGCUGGGAGGAGGGAGCCCUCCCACUCCCCAGCUGAACCUCGCAAACAAGUUGCAUUGUCCCGGCCCAUGAGGCACUGUGGUGAAAAGUGCCUCAGCUCCCAUAGUGAGAGCUGUGGCAGUUUCACCUAGCACCUCUUGGGCUGGGGCCAUUGCAGCUUGUAGUUUCAGCCUCGCAGUGUAUCGCCAGACCACAAUGCUUGGCUGAUGAUACAUCAUGAUGUUGAAAACCUGACAUCUCCCAGCCCUAGUGUCAGGGCUUGCUUACUUACGAAGAGACACCUCACUCACAAGUAGACUCAGUGUUGGCCUCAGGGGGCCCUGCCUGCUCCUCAGUAUCCUCAGACUGUGAGGUGUCUUGUUCAUCCGCUAAGAACUCGGAAUCUGGCACUCUGCUAGGGCUAUACAUGACAAUGACAGAAAUAGGGAAUAUAAUCAUCAUCAUAAUAAAUUUUAUUUGUAUCCCGCCCUCCCCAGCCGAAGCCAGGCUCAGAGCAGCUAGCAUCAUAUAAAGAAGAAGAAGAAGAGUUUGGAUUUGAUAUCCCGCCUUUCACUCCCUUUAAGGAGUCUCAAAGCGGCUAACAAUCUCCUUUCCCUUCCUCCCCCACAACAAACACUCUGUGAGGUGAGUGGGGCUGAGAGACUUCAGAGAAGCGUGACUGGCCCAAGGUCACCCAGCAGCUGCAUGUGGAGGAGCGGAGACGUGAACAAGACAAGACAAGACAAUAUGCAUAAUACAAUAUGCAAAUAAAACAACAUUUAUUAAAAUAAUAUAGAAUAACAUUAAAUAUUAGCAUUUCAAGAUUUAACAGAAAUCCACUCCUAACAGUUACAAUAAGUAACUGCAGUGGGGCAGAGUGGGAGAAUGAUAGCAGUUGCUGGAAACCACAGGAGGGGAGAGGGCUCUUGUGCUCAGUUACCUCUUGAGGGCUUCCCAGAAGAGACAUCUGGUUGGCCACUAUGAGAACAGGAUGCUGUGCUAUAUGGUGCCAUUGGACUCUUCUUAGGAGAAUGGAAACAUCCAGCACAGGAGAGAACACACUCUUUGGAAUUCAUAUCACCUCCUCUCCUCUCACUGUAUUUUUCUUCCAAACAGGGGAAGAUUCUGGAGAAUCUCCACCUGUGCACUGAGAUUCACUUCUACCGCUACAUCCAAGAAGUAAAGAGGAUGGGGGAGGACCCCAAGCUUGACAUUAGGGACCUGGUGUUUGAGGACAUCCCAGUAAGGGUUUACCAGCCACGGGGCCCAAGAGAAAGAAGAGGAGUCAUCUACUUCCAUGGAGGAUCUUGGAUGUUCGGCAGCAUCAGUAAGGCAUCCUGAAAAGUCAGCCACUUCCACUUGAGGAAGGCAUGGAGCAGAGGUGUUGAUGGGUGUGGCCUGGGGAAGAGGGUAUCUCACCUGAGAUGGCCAAGGGUCAAAUAGAAAGGACUUGAGGGCUUCAUUUUGUCCAUGGACCUGAGGAUCCAUAACUCCAUCUCCCUGAAAUGCAACAUUAUAAUAGUUCUCAUCCUUAUUAGACAGUCUUCAUUUAUUUCUAUUUAGGAUGAUAGAUGAUGAUGGUAAUAAUAACUAAUUAUUUAUUUUUAUUCAUCAUUAUAUUGUAACAUGGGGACAAUUUUCAAGGCUAGGGAGGAAAUGGUUAAACUUCUCUUUCCCCACAUGCUGUGGGACGGCAUUUUUUGUAUUACUUAAAAAGAAGCUAGUCAUGGUUACUAAUAAUGAAAUAAAUGUAAUACCUAGUUCAUCACCAAGAUAAAUACUGUCUGUAGCAUUGAGAAACAACUGAAUUUGUCUUGGAUCAAAUCUGCUUUUCCUAUUUGAUUUGUUAUUCAGGUCAAAAUCAGAUCUCUGAAAUCUGAUGCUCUGCCCCCGGCCCCAUCAGUAAUCUAAAAGAAAAGCUAUAUUUUUUUCCUGCAGAAGUGAAUGAAAGUUGCAGGCAAAUUUGCCCUUAUAGACUGAAACUGGAUAAACUGCAAGCAAAUCCAUCCAGGUUUUUUAUUUUUAUUUUUUUAGCAGUUUUUCUACAAGGAAAGAUUUGACCAUUUUGGUGUGGGCAGUCAGUCAAAAAAACCGGAGACAUGAAGCCAAAGAACAAGGGAGAUGGUCCUCCAAUGGAUGAGAAAAGGAGCAGGUGGAAAUAAUUUUCAACAGGGGAAAUGGCUCAACAGGAAAGAAGUUACUCCACUGUGUUGGUUGUUGACGUCAAAAAGUAACCUUAGCCAGGGAAUCAGUAGUACGUACAGUUGGUUCCACAUGUCAACAACAUCAUUGUUUAUCAGUACCAGUUUGAACUGCUUGUUUUUUUAGCAAAUAAGAUAGAACCACCUACACAACUGCCCACCUAACAGUUCAAAAGCACAUCAAAGUUCAAGUAGAUAAAUAGGUACCGCUCCAGCGGGAAGGUAAAUGGCAUUUCCGUGCACAGCUCUGGUUUGCCAGUAGCGGCUUAGUCAUGCUGGCCACAUGACCCAGAAGCUGUAUGCCGGCUCCCUCGGCCAGUAAAGCAAGAUGAGCGCCGCAACCCCAGAGUCGUCUGCGACUGGACCUAACAGUCAGGGGUCCCUUUACAUUUACCUACACAGAACUUUAAAAAACAACAAGAACACAACCUCACAUUUGACCUUAAGCUUUGAGCUGCAACCUUAAGGGACAAAAAUCAAGUCUGGGGCUCUAGCUCUGGGACCAACCUCUGAUUUGUCUGUGGCAAUUUCCUCUGCAGCACUUGAGGGAGGAUAGAACAGUUGGGCUAGAUGAAAUGAGAAAGAUUUUUGCAGUAAUUGAGGGAUGAAUGCUGUUCUGGUUGUGGAUUUCUGUCCAUCUAACUCAGUGUUGGUACCUGUGAUGGUUGGUGCCUACUGGGACUGGUACGGUGGAAAGCAGGGAGGCCAACAGUAGCCAAAGCCAAUGACAGGCAGACUCAACUAAUUCUAGUUUUGUCUCCAUCCUCCUCCUCCUCUUCCUCCUUGCAAGGGAAACAAUGAGACCAAGAAGGAGAAAGGUGAUAGUCAGUGCCACUGGCUGAGAUCAGACUGAGGAUGAGUUUCUCAUGCUACACACACACACACAGAGAGAGAGAGAGAGAGAGAGAGAGAUGUCCUUAUGGAUGAUUAGAGAGGGAAAAGUCUUCAUGCCUUCAGAUCCCAGAAGAGCUACAAGUGUUGUCUGUUUGUCUGUUUCCCCUUCUUCUUCUUCUUAACUUUAUUUUUCAGUUUCUAAAAAUACAUAUAACAGAUCAUCUCCAUAUACCCCUAUGCAACAAGUAACAUUCCAGGUGUAUAUGAUGUAAAUAAUGCAACCAAACAUUCAGCUUGCAAAUAGAACAGAUUACAUCAGUUGGGUAUCUUCCUACUCUCCAUCUUAACAGAUUGUCCCAGAGUGAGCCGGGAAUAGCUGGCGGUGAGGAGCUCACCUUGUCCUUUCAAGUGUACUGAAAAAUGCAUAACAUACAGUUUGGGGUGGGGAGCAUGGAAUGGUCCUUGUGUCUCUGAGCAUUCUAAGAUGCUUUGUUGGUUUCCUCAUAAAGGGCUAUAAAUGAAUAAUCUUGAAGUGCUCAGGUGCACAAAGACCAAAGGCGAAUCAUAUUUAGCUCAUUUGGCAGAUCAUUAAAUUAUUAACCUUAGAGUUGUGAGCAGGGCCAUCUUAAGUAUAUCUAUGGGCAAGAUGCCCCUGGUUGAACAAAAUGUUGAAGAAAAGAUUCCUGCAUUGCAGGGCUUGGACUAGACAAGCCUUGUGGUCCUUUCUAACUCUACCAUUCUAUGAUUCUACUAUUUUGAAACUGUAUGGAACAUGUUUGUUGCUUUGGUUGUUCUAAUUGGAAUCAUUUGCCUUCAUAACACCUGUAUUAAUCCCAACUUUCUGCUAGGAUGAGACGGCCUCCAGAACUCUUCUAACAUGGCCCACACAUCUUGUCUUUCCAGAUUCCUAUGACCGCCUUUGCCGCUACAUUGCUAAAGAAAGUGAUUCGGUGGUGCUUUCUGUUGGGUAAGUAAACAGACCCUGGGAACUGACUAAUAGCGUUAUACUGCUGAAUUUGCUAAACGCUGCAGGGAUUCCACCACUGGCACCUGCCUGGUCACACAUUCAGUGGACAGAAUGUGGAGUUCCCAACUGGCAUCACUUAAUGGUGGACCCCAGCAGAAGGCUAUCUCUUCCCAACUGAAACACACCCAGCCCAAUGAAAAGUAAAUUCAGAUUGCAGUGCCUGAUGGGAAAAUGGCUUUGAGUUUGGGGUUGGAUCCUAUUCAGAGUAGGCCCAUUAAUGUUAAUGACCAUGAGUAACUUAGGCUUAUUAAUUGUAAUAGGUCUACUCAGAGCGGAACCUAGCUGGCUACAACCUUUCAUUAUGAGCAGGCAUAGGCAAACUCAGCCCUCCAGGUGUUUUGGGACUACAUUUCCCAUCAUCCCUGACCACUGGUCCUGAUAGCUAGGGAUCAUGGGAGUUGUAGUCCCAAAACAUCUGGAGGGCCGAGUUUGCCUAUGCCUGAUUAUGAGCCACGUAUGGUUGAAAUCAUGUGAGUUAAAUGUGUAUAAGAAGUGAUCCUAUUGUGCUGUUAUUUUGGUUUGGUUAUUCUGGCCAGAUUUGUCUUAUAUACAAAUAAAUCAUAUCCCAGGUAUCAUUUGGCCCCUGAGGAGAAAUAUCCAUCCCAGUAUAAGGACUGCCUGACUGCCAGCAUACAUUUUAUGAAAACCGCCAAAGAUUAUGGAGUCGACCCGGCCUGCAUCGUCAUCAGCGGAGACAGCGCCGGAGGGAAUAUUGCCGCCUCUGUCUGCCAGGCAUUAGUGACCAGAUCUGGUAUCCCGAGGCCACUUGCUCAGAUUCUGAUCUAUCCUGGCCUCCAAGCGAUAGAUUUCAACCUGCCUUCGUACCAGCAAAACCAAGCCAUCCCCAUCUUGUACCGGGAGAAUGUCAUUGGCGCAGCCUUGCGGUAUCUCAAUAAGGACUUGUCAGUGUUAGAAAGCGUUAUGCAGGGCUGCCAUGUUCCCAGAGACAUGAGAAUGAGAUUUGGGAAGUGGAUCAGCUCGGAAAACAUCCCCAGUGAGUUUAAGGUCAGAGGCUACAAGCCACCUAUGGCCGCUUCCUAUGAGGACAACCUCUACGAAGUGGUGAAGCAAGCGCUAGAGCCAACUUUCUCUCCGCUCAUGGUAGAUGACGUUGUGGUCAGCCAACUUCCAAAAACAUGCAUCGUAACUUGUGAGUAUGAUGUGCUACGGGACGAUGGCAUCCUCUACAAGAAAAGACUGGAGGACAAUAGGGUACCGGUCACCUGGUACCACAUUGAAAAUGGAUUUCAUGGGGUGAUAAGUCUAUUUGAUGGAUUUCUAUCAUUUCCUUCUGGGAAAAAGGGGGUAGACAGCAUUAUAACAUUUCUAAAAGACUUAUGA